ACUUUUGACAGUUGUUGAAACGAACAUAAUAUUUUGUUUCUAAAUUGUGGAGGUGCUUGUUUGUAAAUAUUGGGAAUAAAAAUUUUAUUAAAUAUUAAGAUAAUUAAACGACUUUAGGUCUAAAUUAAAAACCACAGACAUUAUAGUUUUUGAAAAAUGGAGAAAUAUAAAAUAGAUAAAAAUUUAUAUUCACUAGGCACUUUCUACCACUAAAAUUUGCCAGAUGUGCCAAAGGAGUUGAGGAUUUACUUAAUCUUAAUAUAAUCCAAGGAUUCCAAGAUGUUCUUUUUACUUUUUAAAAUAAAGUUAUUUAUCUGAAAAAAUUGGCAAUAAAUUCCAUUUUUCUGUAACAUGGAUGUGAAACAAGAAUCAAAUGAUAUAUUUGAUGAGAAUUACAAACAUGAACAAAACAAACAACUCUUUCUUGGUGGAAAAUAUGAUAAUAACAUGAUUAAUUUCACGAAAUAUGAGCUAGUUUCAAUAAAACAAGAAGACUUGAACAUUGAUAGGGAUCAAAAGGAAGAUACACAGCUAUCAAGCACAAAACUAGACAAUGCAGUUAUUCAUCAAAAAGCUGAAACAGUAGAGCAAUUUUGUCCAAAUGAAAUUGACAAUAAUCUAAAAAGUUUUGUUGGAAUUAAACAAGAGAAGGAUGUUUAUCAAGGUACUAACCAUUCACAGCGGCCACUUAAAUUGGACAUCAAUCAAAAUGGCAAAUUGACCAGAAAAAAUUGGUUACAAAAAGAAACUUUCCAACUAAACCAUAUGAAGAACUGGGUCCUCCUCGGUGGUAUAUCAAUUUGUAGGCUCUGUGGAAAUUUAUUCGCUAAGAAAUUUCAACUCAUUUAUCAUGUUGCACGACAUUUUGUCAAGAAAAGACGUUUUCAUACAACUAAUAAAAGUAUAAAAUCAAUUGAAACAAUGAAUCGUCGUAUUAAAUGUGAAUUAUUUGAUUCUAAAUCACUGGAUAUAUCAAAAAAUAUAAAAGACAAAUUGUAUAAUGUAGAUGAUAAAAAAUUAUUUGAAUGCGACAUUUGUUUAAAAAUGUUCAAAUGUAAAAGUAAGUUAGUUAGACACACACGUAUUCACACUGGAGAAAAACCAUUUACUUGUAAAAUUUGUUCCAAAUCGUUCACAUGCAAACGAAAUUUAAUUCACCAUAUGCUUCGUCACACAGGAGAAAAACCAUUCAAAUGUGAAAUUUGUUUAAAAUUAUUCACAGUUCGAAGUGGUUUGGUUGAACAUAUGAGUUGUCAUACCGAGGAAAAACCAUUCAAAUGUGAUAUUUGCACAAAGUUUUUCGCUAGAAGAAGAGAUUUAGUAAGGCACACAAAGAGAAUUCAUAUUAAAGAAAAACCUUUCAAAUGUGAAAUUUGUUCUAAAUUAUUCUCAGUAUCAAAUGAUUUAGUUAAACAUAACAGAACUCAUACAAGGGAAGAACCAUUCAAAUGUGAAAUUUGUUUCAAAUUGUUCACACUCAAAAGUAAUUUAUCCAGACACAUGCGCAGUCACACCGGAGAAAAACCACAUAAAUGUGAAAUUUGUUCCAAAUUGUUCACAUGGAAAGGAAGUUUAGUUUAUCACAUGCGCUGUCACACCGGAGAAAAACCACAUAAAUGUGAAAUUUGUUCCAAAUUGUUCACAGUCCAAAGCAGCUUAGUUAAACAUAUGCGUUGUCACACUGGUGAAAAACCAUUUAAAUGUGAAACUUGUUUGAAAUGUUUCACGGUCAAAAGUAGUUUAAUUAGACAUAUCCGCAAUCACACUGGUGAAAAGCCUUAUCACUGUGAAAUUUGUUACAAAAAUUUCUCAAUUAAAAGUAGUUUGGUGCGUCACAUGUUUGUACAUACAGGAGAAAAACCAUUCAAGUGUGAAAUAUGCUCUAAAUUGUUCAACAUUAAAAGUAACUUACUUAAACACAUUCGCACACAUAGUUUGAAAUGUGAGAAAUUUGUUUAGGCAUGUACAAAAAUAGAUUUAUAAGGCCCGGGGCUGGAAUAAUGAUGGGGCCCCCUUAAGGAAUUCGAAAACCCGGAAAAACAUUUCCAAUAAAUUAAUUAUACUACAUAUUUCCUGUACAAAUAAUUGUUACAUAUAUUAUUUCAAAAGUAUUUAUUAUAACUAUAUUUUAGAAACUCAAUAACAAUAUAUACAUUUAUAUGCUGUUUUGAGUACUACAGAAUGUUUUCCAAAUGAUGGGGCCCUGGGCUAUAGCCCCCCAAGCCCCCAACUUAAUCCGGCUUUGACAAUAAAAGUUCAGUUUCUAGUUCUAGUUUUUGUCCAAUUUUAGAAGAAGGUUCUCUAGAUAACUCAUAACAAAGACCAUAUUUGAAGCUUCACUUGAUAAUUUUGAAUCAAAAUGAAAUUAUUAAUUUUCAAAUCUAUAGAAUUCUUUGAUGCAAAGAAACUAUCAACGACGUCGCUUUUUUAAGACUACUUCACGUUCAGUAAACAAUGUCACACACACAUUCUUUAUUUUUGUACUGUGUAACCUAACCUAACCUAACCUGUAAUUUUAUCGCAUUGUAAUUUUUAAUUUGUGUGCAUUUUUUAAUAAAUCUAUAUUAUAGGUACAUACAA
Diorhabda carinulata is the source of this 2580-nucleotide messenger RNA. RefSeq names its product zinc finger protein OZF-like. The record is from RefSeq and is a predicted model, not a curated record. Gene Ontology annotation, cellular component: chromosome; nucleus. The coding region runs from base 352 to 1959 and encodes 535 amino acids. Gene Ontology annotation, biological process: regulation of transcription by RNA polymerase II. The transcript has 3 exons. Gene Ontology annotation, molecular function: chromatin insulator sequence binding; DNA-binding transcription factor activity, RNA polymerase II-specific; RNA polymerase II transcription regulatory region sequence-specific DNA binding. Lineage: Eukaryota; Metazoa; Arthropoda; Insecta; Coleoptera; Chrysomelidae.